AUGCAUGGAUUUCCGCCAGGCACGGGAGUAUAUCAGACGAAGCACAUCGUGAGGUUUGAUGACCUGUGUUCGCGAUUGGCGGUGGUAGGCAAAGUCGAGUCUGAGGACAACAAAAAGGUCGUUUUACUUGGAAAUUUAUCCCAGAAGUAUAAUGCAAUGAUUCGUAUCAUCAAGGCGCAUGGCAAGGCGACGUUGCUGGACGCAAAGAAAAUGCUACGUCGUGAUUUCGAGCUGACCAAAAAGAGAGAGGAGAAAGAGCAAGCAUACAAGGCCUCGAUGCGCGAGCAAGGUGGUUGUGGACAGGUCCAGAACAGGAACACUGGACCGAAAUUUUGUGGUUACAGCUUUAAUUGCAAUGAGUACGAUCACAAGCGUGAUGACUGUCCUGAGUCGAAGAAAUUGGAGAACGAGUUUGUUUCCUCGGCCACCACGGUCGCUUCAGCACGAGAGGUUUCCUGUCUGCUCGACAGUGGAGCGAGCUGCUUCAAUGGGCAGCAAUUGCCAGCCGAAAGAAACAAAUUUGUUGCUGGUGAUACGCGUACGAUCAAGUUGACGGACGUUUUGUACGUGCUGGUGUCCGUCCCAGCGUUGACAAAACGUGGCGUUGUCGUGCAGUUUGAACGCGAUCAAGCGACAUUAGCGGUGUAUAGAAAAGAGCGCGGCGUGAUUUAUCGAAAUGGUAAGCUGUUCAUGCGGCAUUUACAGCAGCUCAAGGGGAGCAAGCCGCCCGGACAGAUACUAGAAUGUGUGGAAAUAGAGCGUUAUGGCACACUCAACUGGGCAAUAUUUUCACAGUAA
This is a messenger RNA of Plasmopara halstedii, 798 nucleotides long. RefSeq lists its product as uncharacterized. The record is from RefSeq and is a predicted model, not a curated record. The transcript is spliced from 2 exons. Lineage: Eukaryota; Oomycota; Peronosporomycetes; Peronosporales; Peronosporaceae. The coding region runs from base 1 to 798 and encodes 265 amino acids.